GGCUCUUCCGGGCAGCCUCGUUCAGAUUUGGCUUUGCAGAGGCUCUGUUUUCAGUGGUUCCCUGUGCUGUGUUGAAGUUGCUGCUGUAGGGAGUUGAUGAACUGAGACAUUUGGCGAGCUGAGAAACCACAACAUGACGGCAGUGACCUAUGAUGAUGUGCAUAUCAGCUUCACUCGGGAAGAGUGGAAUUUGCUGGAUCCUUCCCAGAAGAAUCUCUACAAAGAUGUGAUGCUGGAGACCUACGGGAACCUUGCUACUAUAGGAUGCAUUUGGGAAGACCAUAAUACUAAAGAACACUGUCCAUUUUCUAGAAGAAAUGAGAGGAUUGAAAAAAUUCAAACUGGAGAGAAACUUUCAAUAUAUAUUCAAAGUGGUAAACUCUUGACAUAUGACAGUCACCUAAAAGGGAAUGAAAGAACACAUACUGGAGAGAAGCCUUAUAAAUGUAAUCAAUGUGGUAAGGCCUUUGCAGCUCAGAGUUAUGUUCAAAAGCAUAAAAGAACACAUACUGGAGAGAAACCCUAUGAAUGUAAUCAGUGUGGUAAGGCCUUUGCACAGAAUGCUGCUCUUCAAGGCCAUAAAAGAACACACACUGGAGAAAAACCAUAUGAGUGUAAUCAGUGUGGUAAGACCUUUGCACAUUAUAGUAAUCUUCAAACGCAUAAAAGAACACAUAGUGGAGAGAAACCAUAUGGUUGUGAUCAGUGUGGAAAGGCCUUUACAACUCAGAAUAAUCUUCAAAAGCAUAAAAGAGCACAUACUGGAGAGAAACCCUAUAAAUGUAAUCAGUGUGGUAAGGCUUUUUCAGUUCAUAGUAUUCUUCAAACCCAUAAAAGAAUACAUACUGGAGAGAAACCCUAUGGAUGUAAUCAUUGUGGUAAGGCCUUUUCACAGUAUUGUGCUCUUCAGUGCCAUAAAAGAACACACACUGGAGAAAAACCAUAUGAGUGUAAUCAGUGUGGUAAGGCCUUUGCAACGCACAAUAAUCUUCAAGACCAUAAAAAAACACAUACUGGAGAGAAACACUAUGAAUGUAAUCAGUGUGGGAAGGCCUUUGCACAGUCCAGUGGUCUUCAACAUCAUAAAAGAACACAUACAGGAGAGAAGCCCUAUGAAUGUAAUCAGUGUGGGAAGGCCUUUGCAGUGAACAGUACUCUUCAAGUGCAUAAAAGAACACACACUGGAGAGAAACCAUAUGAAUGUAAUGAGUGUGGUAAGGCCUUUGCAUCUUCUGGUAAUCUUCAAGUGCAUAAAAGAUCUCACCAUAGAUAGAACUUCUUUGAAUGUAAUCAGUGAGGUAUGAACUUGCACAGCACAGUGAUCUUCAAAUGCAUAAAAGAACAGAGAAACCCCAUGGAUGUAUUCAGUGUGGUAAAGCCUUUGAAGAUCACAGUAAUCUUCAAAGGCUUAAAAACAGUAUGAAUGAAGUCAGUGUGAUAAAGCCUUUCAUGUCUUAUUCAUCUUCAAGUGCAUAAAUGUACACAUAUAAGAGAAAAACCAUGGAUAGAAUCUAUGCGGUAAAUCCUUUGUCACAAUAAUUUACAAAUACAUUAAAUAAACCAUCGAGUAAGGAAACUAUAAAUUUAAUAAAUGUAGUCUUCAAAAACAUGACAAAAAUUAUACUGCAGUAAAAGUCUAUUUAUGAAGACCUAUGGGCAGGAGAAAGAGCCAGUCCAAGAAUCACACCCUAUUACUGAAAUGAGAUCCAAAGGAAAACGCGUUGUCCCUGAAUCUAUAGCUAGUUAUAGAGACAACCUCACCCUGAAGAUAGAGCUAAAAGCCAGUGAAGGAAACACACUUUGGCUCUCAAACCAGAGCCAAAGAAACACACUCUACCCUUCUUCAACUGAGCACAAAACCAACCAAUAUCUGAAUACAAAAUCCAGCCCGUGUCUCAGCUUGUUCAACUCAGGGAUUGAGAUCUGACCAGUUUCCACCUUCAAAAUCUCCUUGGAAGAAAUCUGGUUGUAAGAAGCCCUGUAUGUGCCAUAUGCUCAUUCAGUUGGCAGCUGCCCCUUUUCCACCGUGGCAGAGGCAGUCACUCUCUUCCCUCCCAAAUAAAUCUCUUGAUUGAGAUUUCUGUGAAGACCUUCUUGCACUGGAAUGGAUCAGAAACUCCCUAGUGGAGUUAAUUGAGACAUAAUUGAUACUUCUACUUGGAAACUCAUUUAGCCCAGAGGAGCACGAAGCAAUGGACACCUCUUUUGAAGCACUCCAUUAGGGGAGUGGAGCAGGUCAGUAACAGACAUUUCGGCUGGGAAACUCUCGUAGAAGAAUGGGGCGGAUCCCAGCUGUGAUGGCUCUCUCUGUCGGAGAGGAACAUUAUUGCCUCAUCUAGCAUGGCGCCCUUCUCUUCACAACUGUAGGUGUUUCCUGACUUCAGGCAGUAAGGGUACCUUUCCCUCUUGCACUAUGAAUUUGAAUGAUAAUGAAACCCUGUUAGAUUUUAUACUUCUCUUCAAUUGCAAGGCAUAAGUAAUUCAGGUAUAAUAUUUAAGGAUGUGUACUCACCUCUUUUGUUGUGAUAUCAUCUUUAUUUCAAAUUAUAAAUGCAUUUUAUUUGGCCCUUGGAUCUCGAAGAUAAAAGGAUCACCAUGAAAGUUCCAUGACAAAAAUUGUCAGACAUGGCACCUGAAGCAGGAGCUUAAGAACUCACAUCCUUAAUCUCCCGCAUGAAGCAGAGAGUGGGAACUGGAACUGGUGUACGGAUGUAAAUUCUCAUAGUCUACUCUCAGUGACGUAUUUCCUUCAGCAGGACAGCAUGUGUUAAAUCUUCCUAAAUGAUACCACCAACUUAGAAGGACUAAUUUCUCUUACUUCAAGCUGAGACUUGCUUUCUCAUUCAUGAACUAAUUCUUGAGGAAAAACUGUAAGUGAGCUGUAAAAUGCCCCAACUCCUCAUUUAGAGUAAUGAAUGCUUACAGGAGAAAUAUGUUCAUGAGUGAAAAACUGAUUAAAAAGUUGUUUUAAUUGUAAUUAUGUGGUGGUGUGUGUGUGUCUAUUUGAAUGUGCAAUCUGUAUCUUGAGAAAACACUUCUUGUAGCAGGAAUUACAGGAAGCUGUUAAAAAUUUGAUCUUAGUCAUGGGAACGAACAUUUCUUAGUCACCUCGCCAUGACUCUAGUGCUAUAUAUGUUUUAAAUUCUACUUGGGUCACUUUUCAGUCUGCAAUAGGAACAAACUCGUAAAGAAGACAUUCCUAUUCAUGAAAAAAUCUUGUUAAUAACAUUAAACAUCACAGAUUUCUUUAGCUUCAAGAAUAAUUAUUUUUCAUCAUAGCAUUUAAGGAAGUAAAUUAUAUACCAUAUUCAGUCAAGUCUGAAGGAGAUUAUUGUAUUGUGGUUUCUAUUUUAAAAUAUUUGAGGGAGUCACUAAAGUGUGCUGUAUGCAAAUCCAUUUAGUGAAGUUUAUUUUGUAGAUCUUGUAUUUCUUCUAUGACUUUUGUUCAUCUUCUAUUCUGUCUGUACCUAGUGAUAGGUAUUUUUCUACUGUAAUGUAUAUAAUGAAGCCUUCAUAUACCCAUUGGUUAUUGAAAUAUCAGGCCAUGUUUGAUCAUGCUUUACACAUAAGGGUGGUGGUUUGUUUUCUGGUUUUGAUUUUUAUCUUUUCACAAAUUCCCUUGAGAUUUUGUUAUUUGUUAUUCGUCCUACCUUGAAUGUCAGUAAUGAUUUAGGGAUACAUUUGAACUCAUGAUGCUCGUUUGUCUUACUCUUGAGUACAAGUCCAAGGGUAGAUGAUGAACUUCCAAUGUGUUGUGUUUUCAAGAGAAUUUAACAAUGUAAAUGUUAAAAUGACUAAUAAAAGAGAU
Molecule: messenger RNA, 3808 nt
Organism: Alexandromys fortis (reed vole)
Lineage: Eukaryota; Metazoa; Chordata; Mammalia; Rodentia; Cricetidae
Product: zinc finger protein 431-like
Exons: 4
Coding region: 134-1273 (379 amino acids)
Biological process (GO): regulation of DNA-templated transcription
Source: RefSeq, a predicted model, not a curated record